Molecule: messenger RNA, 777 nt
Organism: Ylistrum balloti
Lineage: Eukaryota; Metazoa; Mollusca; Bivalvia; Pectinida; Pectinidae
Product: protein N-lysine methyltransferase METTL21A-like
Exons: 3
Coding region: 1-777 (258 amino acids)
Biological process (GO): peptidyl-lysine methylation
Cellular component (GO): cytoplasm; cytosol
Molecular function (GO): protein-lysine N-methyltransferase activity
Source: RefSeq, a predicted model, not a curated record
AUGAUUACUAACGGAGACGUUUCAAAAUGCUUUUUACUUAUUUUCCUUCAAGUGACAAACGCUCUAAUAGAUAACGAAAGUUGUGAAAAAGAUAAGUGUCAUUCCGAGGAAAAAGAUAUGACAUCUCAAGCAUUGGUAUUAUAUGACGAGAGCCUGGUAUCGCCGUUCCACAAAACUAGCAGAACCUUUUCAUUUGCCGGCAAGGAACUGGUCAUCAAACAGGAAUGGAAAACAUUGGGGAUAGCAGCUGUUGUUUGGGACGCUGCUAUUGUAUUGUGUGAAUACCUGGAAAAGAAUGUGGAGCUUGUAAAUGGUAAAAAAGUCAUAGAGCUUGGAGCAGGGUCCGGAAUUGUUGGUAUUGUUGCAGCGUUAUUAGGUGGAAAAGUGACAAUUACAGAUCUUGAUGUAGCCCUAGAGUACAUCAACGAGGUUGUAGAAGAAAACCUGAGGGACAAGCCUGGUUUGGACGUUCAAGUUAAAGGUCUUGAUUGGACAAAAGACUGGUCCAAAUUUUCUGCGGACUAUGAUAUUGUAUUAGGAGCCGACAUUAUCUAUAUUGAGGAAUUGUUUGAUGAUUUAUUGAAAACAUUUUUACAAAUCUGUCAUGAAAAUACUGUGGUGGUGUUAUCAUGGCGCUACAGAUAUGACAGAGACAAUCAAUACCUGGAUCUGAUGAGAAAACAUUUCACGUUAAAGAAGAUAUUUUAUGACUCUUCUCGUGAUGUAAAGAUAUACCUUGGGAAACUCAUUCAGAAAAAUAAAGUUGAUGUCAAAUAA